AUGCCCCACCGCAUCACUGUGCCAUCGACAGCGUUGCACUACGAGGUGUUGUGGGGGGCGGAGGGAAUAGGGGCGCAUGUGCGGGAUGCAGCAGCGUAUGUGUGCUGGGCCAUCGCCCACUCCUUCUCACCGCCCGUCCCGUCGCUGCUGCCUCCCUGCAACGGCUUUGCCCUCCCCUCCUUGCCGUUGCGUGGUGUGACCGCCAGGUGGGCUGCUGUGACCGCCAGGUGGGCGGCAGCAGCGGCCUUCCAGGAGGUGGUGGGUUGCUUUGGCUGCAUCUCCGACGCCCAGGCGCUCUCCACGCCCACCACCCGAGGCACACCCCAUGCCUCCACCAGAGGAGCUGGCCAAGGAGGUGAUGCGGUGGAGAGCGGUGCCAAGAAGGAGGAGCAGUGGGCGCCAGCAGGGGGAAUUGCCAUAGUGAAUGCUGCUGACGUCACGUCGCUGUCGUCCACUCGCACCCCAUUCACUCAGGUGCCCACCACAGCCGCACCUUUCAGUCUGAGAAGCCGUAAUCAUUCUCAUCCGCCCUUGCCGCACCUGCACCUGCACAUGCACAUGCACCACUGUCACACGUGCCUCCGUAACCGCCAUUUGCCUCUCGUUACAUCUCUCCUCCUACCUCUCCUGCUAGUGGCUGUGCCCUGCCGCUCUUUCUGUGUGUGUGCUCCUACUGGUUGCCCUCUGCUCUCACUGCAGGCGAUCGCUGCCCUGCUUCAGGCCGAGUUCUUCAGCUGA
Molecule: messenger RNA, 738 nt
Organism: Closterium sp. Naga37s-1
Lineage: Eukaryota; Viridiplantae; Streptophyta; Zygnematophyceae; Desmidiales; Closteriaceae
Source: the annotation of a GenBank genome assembly